CUAAAUUAAUACAUACAAAAAAUAUAUAUGUUAUCCACAAGUAUUUAAUACGUAAAAAAAGAAUUAUCCGAUUCCAAAGUUAUUGCAACUAAAGAUUACCAUAAAUUCCAUUCUUACAGGUAAAUGCUCAACACCCACGUAAGCUUAAAAGUUGAUCAUGAUUAAGUGCUUUCUGGAUCGUCUCAUACCUUAUCAAUUAAUCCAUAAUCUCAAAAAUUAUAUCGAGAUUUUUCAAAUACAAAGGAUUUACUUGUUACUAAUGAAGUCUACCCUCUACUCUUCAUUAGAUCCUGUAUUCACUCCGAUAGUAUCAGAAAUCGAGUCGAUGCAGAGGAAAUGAAUGCAUUUACAUACUAUUAAUUUUUUAUGUUUUUAGCUAUUUUUUAGUAAAAAAUAGCUAAAAACAUAAUCCUGAUUAUGUUCCAUCCCUUAAUCUCCUGGAUUUUUGGAUUUUACGGAGCCCACUCAUCCACGACAUCGUCGGGUAUUAUGAUCAUAGAAAAGAUUCUCUUCAAGUGAACUAGCCUAUCCCCUGUAUGGGGCUUACACAGUGGUUGGAACAAAGACACAUUUGGUUGUGAAUUCCAAUGUAGCAGAUAAAGUCAUAUUUCUGCACGGCCCGAUCAAUAGUUCAAGUCACACACUCCCAUAAUCCAUUUUCUCUUCAUAGAAUUCCCUUCAACUUUUUAUGUCAAAAAAAUAAUACAAUAUUGUGGAGUUGAAGGGAAAUAUCCAAAUACAUGUCUUAUUUUUUUAAUAAUCCAUAUUUAUAGCAAUAAAAUACGAUUGUUCCUUCACCAAGUAAUAAGAUAACUUAGUAAUUAAAAAUAUCUAGAAUCUAUAUUAUUUAUAAGGGACCAGAAAUACCUUGUUUACGUAUCAUUAAGAAAUGCAUUAACAUAAAUACAGCCGUAAGAAGAGGUAAUACAAAAGUUUGUAAACUAUAAAAACGAGUCAAAGUGGACUCAACUCUCCGUAUAUAUACUUCAUCUUCACGGGAGGAGUUCUUCUACUCAAAAAAAACUCAUGGCUUCCUCUACUUCUCCUAAAAUUGUCUCUCUCUGCUGCUCCAGUUACUCCAUCCGGCCUCCGCCACUAAACCUUUUGACUCUCUCCGGCUUGGUCGUACCACUCAAUUCAUUGUUGGCCGUCUCCUCCGCUUCUGGGAUUCCCGCAACAUAAAAAAAGGCGGUGAGUUUUAUUGGAAUCACACUGCUCGAUCUUCCUGGAUGAAAAGAUAACAGAUUAGAUAAACAAAUCCAAACAGAGGAGAAGUCGCAAAGAAUUUGAGUCGGUUUAGACCUUACCUAGAUUAGUUGGGAUCUAUUGUAGUUGAUCGCCGUGACGAAGAACCCCUAAUUUCAAUGGACACCCUCAGAUCCAGCCCUGGAUCCCUGAAAACUCAGCGCAUUGUUUCCCAUUUUCAUUUUGACGAUCAUGGCUAUUCCAGUGGUGCCUUACACCAUGGUCAAGUUAAGCCGUGCUGUCUCCAAGAAACAAAGGACCAUUCGUUGUCAAUGUCUCGAGUGUGACAGCUCUGGGAAAUAUAAGAGAUCCUUAUUUAAAAAGAUCUCUAACUUUUCUACAUGGAGCAACUUGACUCUUGUGUUACUAUGGGUCGUGAUCAUUUUCUUGAUUUAUUACACUAAGAACAUGAGCCGUGAGGUGCACAUUGCCCAGAGAGGUGCCAUUACACCAUUGAUUAAGACGCUUCAGUCAUCAGAUGAGCAGGUCGUGGAAAUGUCAGCUUUUGCUCUUGGUCGAUUGGCUCAGGACACACACAAUCAAGCUGGCAUCGGACAAAGAGGAGGCAUCAUCUCACUACUAAAUCUUCUUGAUGUGAAUACUGGAUCUCUCCAACACAAUAUUGCAUUUGCUUAGGCCUUGCAGAUAACGAGGAAAAUCUAGCAGAUUUCAUUAAGGCUGGAGGUAUCCAAAGGCUUCAAGAUGACAACUUCACCGUUCAACCGACUAGGGAUUGUGUGGUGAGGACAUUGAAGAGGCUAGAUAACAAGAUUCAUGGGCCUGUGAGAAUCUAUUUCUGUUAGACCUUCUGGUUGUUAGUUAAGUAUAGCCUUGGUUUUAGUCCCCUAAUGCCAAACCCUUC
Brassica napus (rape) is the source of this 2107-nucleotide messenger RNA. RefSeq names its product dnaJ protein ERDJ2A-like. The coding region runs from base 1438 to 1881 and encodes 147 amino acids. The transcript has 7 exons. The record is from RefSeq and is a predicted model, not a curated record. Gene Ontology annotation, molecular function: protein binding. Lineage: Eukaryota; Viridiplantae; Streptophyta; Magnoliopsida; Brassicales; Brassicaceae.